Daldinia loculata is the source of this 465-nucleotide messenger RNA. RefSeq lists its product as uncharacterized. The coding region runs from base 1 to 465 and encodes 154 amino acids. The record is from RefSeq and is a predicted model, not a curated record. NCBI's taxonomy places the organism in Eukaryota, Fungi, Ascomycota, Sordariomycetes, Xylariales, Hypoxylaceae. The transcript has a single exon.
AUGGGAGUCGUCGGUCCCAUAGGCCUCGUAGGUGGGACUAAUGUUUUUGGAACUGGCCUCUGGGCCUUGAAUUUCCUGCUGUACGCCUCUAGCCUUGGGAUCACCUCAGUAGUACUACACAUGACAGAUAAUUCUAACCUAAGUGCAUGGUUGCCGAUACCCAUGUACGAGCAACAACUAACAUCCAUUGUCGUCGUCAACGGGAAGAUAGUCAACAGCUCGCAGGACCACAAGGACGGCAUGGCCGUACAAUUGCAGCUACAGCCUUCCACAGCGGGUCGGACCGUUUAUCUAUCGUACCUAAGAAACUCGGGAGCAGAAUCAACCGAGAAUACAACGUGGAACGGAAUCAGCUUCGAGCAGAAUAGGGACGGCACUCCUCUGCAAGUCUCAGACGACGAGCAUACGGUUCAGGUGGAUGCUAACAGUAUGGCUAACUUAUGCUACGAGACUCAGAAGCUGUAG